Messenger RNA from Solanum verrucosum, 1202 nucleotides. RefSeq lists its product as uncharacterized. Lineage: Eukaryota; Viridiplantae; Streptophyta; Magnoliopsida; Solanales; Solanaceae. Gene Ontology annotation, cellular component: membrane; endoplasmic reticulum. The transcript is spliced from 8 exons. The record is from RefSeq and is a predicted model, not a curated record. Gene Ontology annotation, biological process: lipid homeostasis. The coding region runs from base 50 to 868 and encodes 272 amino acids.
CUAUUUUGUGUUUGUAUGUGAAUCUUUUUCUGUAAAGAUUUAAGAUUUGAUGUUCCCUUGUAGCAAUAUGUUGGGUCCUGGAUUGAUUAGCAUAGCGGGUCAUGCUACCCCCAUUAAAGAAUUACUGUGGCUGCUUUCUCUCUUUGCUGGUAUCAUCAUCUGUAAAAUUGUUUAUCAAUUAACAGGUGCUAUAAGCCCUUUCUUCUUCACGGGAUAUGUUAAACUUGAUUGGCAGAAGAAACUUGAAUGGAACAACAGAGGAUUUUCCACUUUUCAUGCGCUCCUUGUAGCAGCUGCUUCUUUAUAUCUCUUGCUUGAAUCAGACCUUUUCCGUGAUGGUGCUCAGGAUGAGUUAAUGAUAAAUAGAACAUCAGCCUUUUCAGACAGCAUACUCGGGAUCUCCGCUGGCUACUUUCUGGCAGACUUCGCAAUGAUUUUCUAUUACUUCCCAGCCUUGGGCGGAACGGAGUAUGUCUUACAUCACGGACUUUCAAUGUUUGCAAUUGUUCAAUCUCUUUUAAGUGGUCAAGCACAGAUGUAUAUAUUUAUGGUACUUUUUACUGAGAGUACUACUCCCUUUGUUAAUUUAAGAUGGUACCUAGAUGUUGCUGGUCAAAAGAACUCUCAGCUUUAUGUCUGUAAUGGAGUAGCUUUAUUUCUUGGGUGGCUGGUUGCAAGGAUUCUUUUGUUUCUCUUCUUUUUCUAUCACAUGUUUAGCCAUUUUGAUCUGAUCAAGAAAGUUUAUCCGCUGGGAUUCUAUAGCUUGUUAACUGUACCUCCUGGUUUGGCACUGCUAAAUAUCGUCUGGUUUUGGAAAAUCGCCAAGGGUUUGAUUAAGACUUUGAGAAAGGUUAGACACAGCCUGUAGCACACAACAACUACUACUCUUUUGAAGCUUGUGCAGGUACUUAUGUGUUUUGCCAGGGUUAUGAUCAAUGAAAUCAACCUCUAUGUACAUCAAGUAAAGCUGCUUUCCAAUCCCUACUUCUUCAUUGAAUUACUGAGCCAACAAAACAAGUGAAAGAAGUGAUUGUAAACUAACAUUUUACAGCAUCUUUAUCGGAAAUUACUAAUCAUAAACGUGACAUCUCUUUCAAGAAUUGUAGUGUGAUGUAAUGCCCAAGUGUAGGACUUGUUAUUGACUGUGCUGUUGUUUUUGCAAGGCGACAAAGAGCCUAUUGGCUUAGCAGUUUUUCUCAUAA